CAGCCCAGGUGGGUGGCUCUGGGCCUCUCCUCGCCCGCACUGGGAGGUGCUGCCGAGAGGGGGCAGGAAGCGGUGCCCCAGAAAGCCGCCGGGAGCCAGACGGGCUGCUGCUGCUGCUGCUGCGGAGCGGGUCUGCCCAGGAGCGCAAGCCGGACUGGAGGUGUGAGCUAAGCCCAGCUACGCAAGGGGGGGUGUAGACUGAGAGACUGAAGCCUUUUCCAGCCUUGAUGGAUGGCUGUCAAAUGGAGAAAACAUAACAUCUCUGCCUAUUAGGACAUUUCUGGAUCCUCCGUGCUAGACUUGAUCUGGGACUGCUUAGCUCGUCUUCCAGAUUUUGGGAGGAAAGAAGCCCUUGGACCACAACUUUGGAGACAACUUGGUUGUGUUUUGGAGCCCAGUCCGUACUUUCAGAGAUGUACCAAAGUUUAGCCAUGGCAGCCAACCAUGGCCCACCGGCAUACGAGGGAACUAGCAGCUUUAUGCACAGCACAGCAGCUGCUUCUCCGGUCUACAUCCCUACCACAAGGGUCACCACCAUGAUCCCCAGCCUGCCGUACCUCCAGGGAAGUGGGUCAUCCCAGCAAGGCAGUCCGGUCUCCAACCACUCCAUCUGGACUCCACCUGGGGCCGAAACUGUUGCAUACAACCCGGGAUCUUCUCACCCAUCGGUGUCCCCCAGGUUCUCCUUUGCCACCAGUAGUCCCAUCCCAGCCGCCACCUCCCGGGAGGCUGCCGCCUACAGUAGUUCACUCAGUAUCUCGGCCAACAGCAGAGAACAGUAUGCCCGAAGUUUCAGCGGUUCCUAUUCCAGCCCGUAUCCUGCAUCUUACUUAAGCCCAGAGUUGGGUACCACCUGGACUUCCUCCCCCUUUGAGAACCCCAUGCUGCACAACUUCCAGAACCGGGGCACACCAGGACACACCAACUUAGAGUUUUUCGAUGAUUAUUCUGAAGGUCGUGAAUGCGUCAACUGUGGGGCCAUGUCAACCCCGCUGUGGAGGAGAGAUGGCACUGGCCACUAUCUGUGCAAUGCUUGUGGGCUCUACCACAAGAUGAACGGCAUUAACCGGCCGCUAAUCAAGCCCCAGAGGAGGCUGUCAGCCUCCCGUAGGGUUGGGCUUUCAUGUGCCAACUGCCAUACAAGUACGACCACACUGUGGCGCCGGAAUGCUGAAGGCGAGCCAGUUUGUAAUGCCUGCGGCUUGUACAUGAAGCUCCAUGGGGUCCCAAGGCCCUUAGCAAUGAGAAAAGAGGGGAUCCAAACCAGGAAGCGUAAGCCAAAGAACUUAAACAAAUCCAAGACUUCAGCAGGGCCAGUCAAUAAUGAAAGCCUUACCUCAACCGUUAGUUCUGCCACCUGUACCAGCACUACAACCACCACAGCUGCUGAAGAAAUGCGCCCCAUCAAGACAGAACCGGGGAUUUCAUCUCAUUAUGGACAUCCAAGCCCACUUUCCCAGCCAUUUUCAGUCACUGCAAUGUCUGGGCACGGCUCUGGCCUGCAUCCUGCCAUCUCAACCCUAAAACUUUCUCCACAGGGUUACCAGCCAGGUAUCAGCCAGUCUCCUCAGCCUAACUCCAAGCAAGACUCCUGGAACACCCUGGUUUUAGCUGAAAGCCAUGGGGACAUCUUAACAGCAUAACCACCUUCUAGCCUCUGUGGACUUGGGGCUCAUCAGCUCAGGAUACAAAGACAACAUUCAAUAAUCAAGCUCCAGUGGGGUGCUUCCUUACCUCACCCAAUCCCUUUGAGGGAUGUAGAUUCUGAUCCUAGUAGAAACAUUCCAAAUUAUUCUUUGAAAAGUGAAGGAGUUAUCUUUGAAUUAAGCUCCACGAAGAUUAAGCCCAAGUGGUCCUUUUCGUGCCCUCAGAUCACAGCCGCUUCAAAUGAAACUGACAGAAGCUCCAAAUCUUUUUCAAAAAAAUCUUUAUCUGAUGUCUUGGUCAGCAGUGUCAUGGCACCCUUGUUCACUGUUGCUGUCAAUUCAUUUCCUGAUUAUGUCAAACUAGAAAGAAGACUGUCAGCUUGCUGUGUUAAGAAGUGCUUUAGAUUCUAUGUUGUCUUUAGAAACAAGUUUGGGAAAGACUUGAGAACUUUUUUGACGGGGAAAAGAUAGAAUGGCUCAGCUCUGCCUUCAGAGACAGCUGUGAUCAUGGCUGGUGGAAUCUAAUAACGCACGAGAACCUAAUGAAAGUGCCAAGCCAAUGAUUGCUCGCAGCACAGCAUUGUUAUUGUCACUGCUUUUCUGUUGCUUGGAUUCUCUUUUUUCCUCCUGUUGUUAUGGUUAAAUCUCAUUUUCUUCCUUCCAAAGCAGCAGUCUCCCCUACAUCACUUAGCACAGUGCCCAAAGGCAGUCUAAGGCCCUUUCCACAUGGGCCAAUAAACACGGGUUGAGGGUGGAAUUAAACCCGUGUUGGGGGGGGGGGGGACUUCACACGGAUCCCACUCCUAAUGCGAGUCCGCUAUGCGUUUGCCCCCCACAACCUGGGUUUUUCAAGAAUCACAAUUUGUGCUAUUCUUUUGUUUUAAUGCACCUCACAGCCGCAGAUGGCUGGCCAGGAGGUACGUUGUGAGGCUGCGCUUUCUUGUUUUUUUUAAAAAAAAACACCCAGCUCCCAUCUGCAGAGCCAUGCAGGCUCUUCUGGGGACAAGAGGUGUUAGCAAGGCUCUAGGGCAGUGGUUCUCAACCUUCCUAAUGCUGCAACCCUUUAUCAUGUUGUGGUGACCCCCAACCCUAACAUUUAUCCAUUUUACAG
Messenger RNA from Sphaerodactylus townsendi, 2757 nucleotides. RefSeq names its product GATA binding protein 4 (gene GATA4). Bases 414 to 1643 code for a protein of 409 amino acids. Lineage: Eukaryota; Metazoa; Chordata; Lepidosauria; Squamata; Sphaerodactylidae. Gene Ontology annotation, molecular function: zinc ion binding; DNA-binding transcription factor activity, RNA polymerase II-specific; RNA polymerase II cis-regulatory region sequence-specific DNA binding. Gene Ontology annotation, biological process: positive regulation of transcription by RNA polymerase II; negative regulation of transcription by RNA polymerase II; cell fate commitment. The transcript has 7 exons. The record is from RefSeq and is a predicted model, not a curated record. Gene Ontology annotation, cellular component: nucleus.